CAAGGUGUGAGUGGAGGACGCAUGUGUAUGUAGCGUGCACCCUUCCACACCGAAUUGAGAUUGCCCUUCUUCGUUUCUUUCUCGUUCUCGAUCUCUCUCGAUUUUUUCAUCCCUUUUUCUCCAUAAACAAUCGGAGGGAAUCGAAAUUCCGCCGCAGAAUGGAGGACUUACCGUUACCGGCGCUGUUUGAGCAAGCCCGCAAGAUCCACGCCGCGGCCACCGACUCCGGCGCCGACCAGGAGGUCGUGAAAAAGGGUUGCGAAGCCCUGCGUAGGUGCGAGGACAUGGUAAAUAAUCUAGGUUUGUUCUCUCUCAACGAGACCAAAGAAGAUAUCGGCACCACCAAUCUCAAGUAUAUUCUGGUGCCAUUUUAUCUUGCUGAGUUGACUGAAAAAAUAGCACAGGAUGACAGGAUACCGAUUCUAAAGGCAUCCCAGGCAAAACUAAAGGAAUUUAUCUCAUUUUGUGAAGCAAUGGAGCUGGUCCCAAAAGAGGAGUUAGAAUCUUACACUGAAGGGGCACCACAAUCUGUUGCUGAUCAGAGGGCCAGGAAGAUUGCUAGGUUCAAACGUCAGAGAGCUGCAGAAUCAAAGUUGUUGGAAAUAAAGGAGCGAAAGGAGCGGCGUGGGCGUUCUACUAAAGCUGCUGCCCUGUCCACCCCUGUUGAGGCAGGAGAGGAAGAAGUAUUGGAUGAUGAUGGGGAAGAAGAAAGAGAGGCUUGGAGCACUACCAUAUCUUUGGCAAUCUGUAAGGCAUUAGAUCUGCUGGAAAUGUUAAAGAAAGAGGAGGAGAUGCUGUCUGCUGUAAAGGAUAGACAAUCCAAGGAUGGAGAUAAGGAGUUCUCUAGAGAUGUUCUUGAUGAACGUGCCAAGAAAGCAGAAACUUGGCAUCGUGAUGCAGCACUUCGUGCACAGUACACUAAGCCAUCACCACCAAUCACGUGUGCCACUUUUGCUCAAGAUGUUCUAGAAGGAAGAGCAAAGGCUUCACAAGCACAUGAGCAUAAACACCAACCACUAAUAUUUGGACCAGCCAGCCUUGUGAAUGGAAGCAUAACAACAGAGAGAGAACGAAUGGCAGCUCAGGUCUUCCAACCUAGUCAUAGGUUGCCAACUAUGAGCAUUGAGGAAGCUGGGCUAAAAGAAAUGGAAAUAAUGAAUAAAUGGCAAGAGAGAAAUGUCAGACUCAUGGAAGAAGCCAAUUCAUCUUGGUACAAGGAUAGGAAGUCAAAGCCAGGAGAAGACGAUGAUGACGAUGAAGAUGAUGAUGCUGCACAGGAGAAAGCAAGGGCUUUUGAUGACUGGAAGGAUGACAAUCCACGAGGUGCAGGAAAUAAGAAACUUACCCCUUGUGGGUAAGGUGAGUUCUUCCCUGGCUUGAGACUAAUGGGUUCGGGAUAAAUCUGAUUUUUAACAAAAUCCCGUAAUUUGUAGUUCGUAUACUCGUAGUUAGAUUGUGUUAAGAUAUGUAUACCAGGAUUUCCAUUUGAUUACAUGUGUAUAUUCUUGGAGUGCAAGUAGGGUUCUACCCCACCUUGCCCCUUUUAUUAUGUUUUGCAUGCUCUUUCCUACGGAUACUUGUGGGAUUAGAGCUUGCUUUACAAUUUGCACCAAAAAUAACGAAGCAUGAGAUUUGUCUUAUUGGAUUACUGAUUAAA
Messenger RNA from Cajanus cajan (pigeon pea), 1657 nucleotides. It is a transcript of the gene TAP46, whose product is annotated as 2A phosphatase associated protein of 46 kD. Gene Ontology annotation, biological process: regulation of dephosphorylation; regulation of signal transduction. Gene Ontology annotation, molecular function: protein phosphatase 2A binding. Gene Ontology annotation, cellular component: cytosol. The record is from RefSeq and is a predicted model, not a curated record. NCBI's taxonomy places the organism in Eukaryota, Viridiplantae, Streptophyta, Magnoliopsida, Fabales, Fabaceae.